Molecule: messenger RNA, 3691 nt
Organism: Achroia grisella
Lineage: Eukaryota; Metazoa; Arthropoda; Insecta; Lepidoptera; Pyralidae
Gene: mwh
Exons: 12
Coding region: 238-3267 (1009 amino acids)
Biological process (GO): regulation of cell shape; cortical actin cytoskeleton organization; cell migration
Cellular component (GO): cytosol
Molecular function (GO): actin filament binding; small GTPase binding
Source: RefSeq, a predicted model, not a curated record
AGUACGAUCUGUAGCAUUGUGAUUUAUGAAAAUUAUAGUGUGUUAGUAAUAACAUAGAUCUAACAGUUUUAAGUGUUUUGUGUUUUAAUUGUAUGUUGUGUUGUGUUCGUGUUGGAGAGAGCAAGGAAUGUGAUGCAUUGGCUUCAUUGCACCUUUAAUGCAACACAGAUGACCAGGCCAUACGUCAAGACUCUUUGAACAUCACAAUAGAAAUGAAGUAAUUCUAAAUUCGCCGAAAUGGGAAGCGGACUCAGUAGUACCAACAGUAAAAAAUGGCAGGGCAAGAAGAGAGAGGUGCCACCACAAGCGGAAUCUUCUAGAAUACUGUUCCUCUUGUACCUUAUACACAGAACUUGGAAUGUGGUCAUUGAACAUGUAGACUCUAAAAGCGCGAGAUGGCGCGGUUCCCACACAGUGCCGAGUUCCGGCGAGGGGCUGGCACACAGGUUCGAUUCCGUCAGCCUCGCCGAUUCAGACGUCGGUUCCUGCUACUCAUCUUGCAGCUGCAGCUACUGCAGACUUCGGGAAUGUGCGCAAGACUGUAUCAGCGAAUUGACGCUUUUGGAAGGCAUGGCGAAUAGCGGCGGGUGGAGUGACGAGCCUGUAUCUAAGGACAAACAGCGUCCACCAAUCUACAACCCUGAAGACUACGCGACCUCCUUGAAGAAAUGGGGGAAAAAGACUGGUGGUGGAAGCCUAUACGAGGCGGAGAGUGUACAGGACGGCAACAAAUCCAGGACAUUGCCCAGCCAAAGCAGUAAAGAUUUCAGGAACCCAUGCUUGGGCGUUGGAGAAGAAAUGACUCUGCGUCAAUUCGGCACACCAAGUGAACUGCUAACCAAGCUGAGAGCAGAUCUGAGGUUGUCAUUUCCGAGUUUCGUACAAGAGUUCGCGUGUGAACCGCUAGAUGGAGUUACACUGUUGCUUGAACUCCUGCGCAACGUACAACUGAGUCAGUCCGGAGAUGGUGCUAAGGGUCCACCUGCUGUUAGAAGGAGACCGCUCCUGGAUGAGCUGGCAUGCUUACAAUGCCUGUGGAGCUGCUGUACCCGGUACCCUGACUGCGUGCGUAGACUGGUUGCUGGUUCCAACUGCGUCUACACCCUCACUGUCUGCAUAAUGUCCACAGUCAACAAGUCCCGAAUUUUGGCAUUGCAGCUCUUGACAAAAGCAUGCUAUCCACCAGUAAAUGGCCACAGUAUGAUAUCGGAAGCACUGUCAACGUUGCGUCUUCGUUAUGGAGAACCAGUUCGCUUCAGGUUCCUGGUGGGGAUGUUGCAAAGCGCCGGUGGUACGGGGGAGAUACAAGCAGCGGGGCUGGCCUUCAUCAACGCUCUCCUCAUUAGCGCACCAACGCCCCAACGGAAGUUGUACAUACAGGCUGAAUUGGAACAGGCCAGCUUUGAUAUAAUUACUUUGAAGAAGAUGAUCAGUAAACUGCCGAUCGCAAAUGAACAAGUCACAAAGGAAAUAGAAAAUUAUGAGAAGCAAUUAAUUGAUAUAGACACGUUGAGUGAAAAAGCAAACGAAGCACUAAAAGAAAAGGAUGACCUGCGUAAUAAGUUGGACCUUCUAGAAAAAAGAGUGAAGAUACUCCAAGAAGAAAAGGGAAUAUUACUAUCGUUGGAGAAAUGUUUGAAGGAAAAAUGCUGUGAACUGCAAGAGGAAGUUUCUACGCUUAGGUCAGAACAUGGCAACAGUAACAGAAAGAAGACGUUUGUCCUAAAGAAAAAGAACUCUAUUCAUAAAAAUAGAGACGAAUCUUCACCACCGGAAGACGAAGGCAUCAGUUCAUCUGAAAGAUCCCUCAGUCCUGACGGCGAUCCUCAAAGAGACUCGAUGGUUUAUGAAGUUUUUAAGAAUGAAACAUACGACUUAAUGCGCAACAAACGUAAUCUUCAUAAAAAACUAGACUCCACAAAGAAAGACUAUAAAAAAUCCUCUGACGAAGAAGACGAAACAACUAUAGAUGAAGUUAUUCAAGAACUUAGAAAUAUCGUUAAUCAUGCUGAAUCAGAGCAGUACAAUAAAUCGCCAGAUGGAUAUAUGGACAAUCGAUCGUCCAGAUGUAAUCAAACGUCUGAAAUCAACGUUUCUGUAAAGACAUUAGAAUGUCAAAAUUAUCGAGAUGAAGACAAAGAAGAUUCUGUGACAAGUACUAGACACAGCAUUCAAAUAACGAACAGCAGCAAUGAGUACUUAAACGAAAAUGAUGAUGAUGAUGAAGAGGAAGAAAUUAAAAUAAUCCCCAGUAAGAUUCACCCACAUCCACCGAGGAAAGCCAAAAGCUUAAUACAUUUAUUCGUCCCACCGGCCGACCAAGGAUUGCUUUACAAUAGACCUGAUUUAUACGAUAACAAUUUUUUCUCCAGCGAUGAUGAUUCUGAUUCUUUGUUAAGUGCCUCGCGUUGCCAAAACAAAGUAACUAAAAAUUCGUCAGGAUCAAGCUUCGAUUUUCAAGAAUGUAGAGCAAUGUUUAAUUCUUUAACAGAAAAGGAGAAAGCGGAUAAUAGAGUUAAACGCUCUAGGACUUGUUCAAGAGAAGAACCGAAGAGAACUUCUAUUAAACGAAGUGAGUCUUUUCAAACUUCAGAAAAAGGUUCGCGACAACGUGAAUAUAUUGAUAGCAUGUUUUACAACGAUCAAACCUCUACAAGCAAGCCUUCUUUACAAAGAUCUAAUUCCAAAUGCAACCGUGUAGAUGAAAUAGUAAAUUUGAUAGAAUCAAAGAAACUGACAAAAAGUUUGGAUAGGAUUGAUGAAGGUUUAAAUUCAAUGGUUGAUAUAGUAAUGUUGGCUGAACCCAAAAAACCGUCCUGGCCUUAUGAAAGGAGACAACGGUCAUGUUCUAGAACUAAUAGUGAUACAGGGGUAGAGUCUCCAGUAGUUCCUGUCACUAAAUCAAACAAUAAACUGAAUAACUUUCACCAGAGAUUCGACAUGCGGUCUAAUAAAGGCAGAGAAGAGGUUAACAAAGUUGAGUCUGCACAAAAAUUCUACUUACCUCAACCAAAACGUAGCACUGGUUCUUACGAUAACCAUACUCCAUCUUACACUAGCCCGUCGUUUCUCGUGAAGCGUGGUCAUAGUAAUGCGGGUUUUUACUCUGGAACUCACAUUUUAAGGGAUGCGCCUGCUAGUAUGACGAGUCUCGUCAUGAAUGGAACUCACAGUCAUGCCGAUUUAAAAAGAACUUUAUCACCGAUGGGGACCUCUAGUAGCUUCGGAAUUCAUAAAGUAACAGAUAUGCCUUCAGGAUUGUAUUGAUAACUAUCAUAUUCAUCGAUAUUUAUGUAAUCAAACCAACGACUAAUUUAAGAAAUUUCGUACCUAAUUACUUCGACUAGUGCAAUAUUAUAAUAUAACCUGUAAGGAAUUCUAGUGUAAACGUAGAAAUACUUACAUUCAUUUACGAAUGGAUUUAGUUCAUUAAUCUUAAAAAAAUAUUGCUAAUAUUUUACUGUGGCAAUUUGUAUUCACUUAGAGUAAUAAAUUUAUUAAAAACUGAUGUAACGAGUAUCUUUAAUUUAAAUUUUAUAUUCUUUGUGUAUUUUGAAUAGAAUCUUGGUAAUUUUGUUUGUAAGCAAAAUUGGCUUAAGAUCACGAUUUAGUUAUGAUUGCUGCCAGAUUUUGUUUUAUGUUUUCUUUUCUUUUAAUUAUUACUUUUUCACACUUAUUUUCCUUAAUAAUU